AUGAAUUUAUUCCUGUUCCCUGCACGACCUUCAUCUCACAACUCCUACACUGGCGGCCACAAUGCAGGCAUGCUCCGCCUACUCUUCUUCCUCACACUCACGCUCCUUGCCACCUUAGCCCAUGCCACCGACUACCACGAGCGCCUAACCCUCAGCCCCCUCCCCCUAGGCACGCUCCUCGCAUCCUUCGACUUCCGUAGUAACGAGUCCCAGAGGACCUACAACGCCCAGAACUUCCGCCUCUUCCCACGGUCACUAGCCCAGACUCUCCAACAUGCGGACACAAAAGAGCUACACCUGAGAUUCACCACCGGCCGCUGGGACGCCUCGGAAUGGGGAGCCCGACCAUGGGAUGGGACACGGGAGGGCGGCACGGGGGUUGAGCUGUGGGCAUGGAUUGAGGCGGGGAGUGAAGAGGAGGCAUUUGGGAAGUGGGCUGCUUUGACACAGGGACUCAGUGGGUUAUUCUGCGCCAGUCUGAAUUUCGUGGAUGGUACGAGGACCACGAGGCCGGUCUUGACUUUCAGUCCGAAGGGAGAGCAUGGAACCAGCGAACCUGGCGGCGGAGACGGAUCAGGAGGCUCUACGUACUUCCUCCACGGCGUCCUUCCCGGCGAGGUAGUCUGCACAGAGAACCUUACACCCUUCCUCAAACUCCUGCCCUGCAAAGGCAAAGCCGGCAUCUCCAGCCUCCUCGACGGGCACAAAGUCUUCGACGCCGACUGGCAAUCCAUGUCCAUUGAUGUCACUCCAAAAUGCCCAACCGACCGCUCUGACUGCAUCGUCGAAAUCGCCCAAACGAUCGAUAUGGUCCUGGACAUCGAGCGCUCCAAACGGCCACGCGACAACCCCAUCCCACGCCCCGUCCCCGAUGACCAACUCGUCUGCGACGAAACGAAAGACUACCACUCCCACGACACCUGCUACCCACUCGACUUGACCUCCGACCAUCAACUGCCCUGGUCAUUCACCACCGUCUUCGGCCGCGACGUCGCCGGCGCAUGCCCACUCACGCCCAAAACCGGUCCCGGAUCGCACGCAAUCUGCCUCAACGUCCCACAUUCGCGGACCGCUCUUAUCGGACCAUGGGGAUUUGAGUUCAAAUCGCCCGAAUCCGAACCCGAGUCCCGCUGCUACUCACUCAUGUCCGGUCAAUCCUUCGACAUCGACCUCCCCCAACAAAAGGUGGCCGACCACUACGCUAGUCUAAACCACGAACUCCUCCGCGCCGAACGUACGAUGACCGGCAUCGGCAGCGCCAACGGCGGCAUGCGCGUCCUCCUCUCCAAUCCCUCCCCCACCACCCCCGUCACGUUCAUCUACUUCGAGUCCCUUCCCUGGUUUAUGCGCCCCUACAUGCACACCCUCAAGGCGACAAUCACAUCCACCGAAUUCCCCUGGGCCGACGACCGAACCCUCAUCAGCGACAUGUAUUACCGUCCCGCCAUCGACCGCCAACGCGGCACCCAACUCGAACUAGUCAUGACGAUCCCACCCGCUACCGAAGUCAUGCUCACCUACGACUUCGACAAAGCCGUCCUCCGCUACACCGAAUACCCACCCGACGCAAACCGCGGCUUCAACGUCGCGCCAGCCGUCAUCCGUGUUCUGAACCAAACGACACUCACUCCGUCAGGUGGCGUGGAAGAGAGAGACGUAUACAUCCGCACAACCUCCCUCCUCCUCGCCCUCCCCACACCGGACUUCAGCAUGCCGUACAACGUGAUCAUCCUGACGAGCACGAUCAUGGCAUUGGCGUUUGGGAGUAUUUUCAACCUCCUUGUACGUCGGUUCGUCGGUGCAGACGAGGUUGAGGAGGGGAAGUUGAAGGUUGCAAUACGCACAGCGGCGGCGAAGCUACGGACGAGGAUAGCUGGGAAACCUGUUGGGAAGAUGGAAUGA
Cyphellophora attinorum is the source of this 1902-nucleotide messenger RNA. RefSeq names its product GPI transamidase component GPI16. The transcript has a single exon. Gene Ontology annotation, biological process: attachment of GPI anchor to protein. NCBI's taxonomy places the organism in Eukaryota, Fungi, Ascomycota, Eurotiomycetes, Chaetothyriales, Cyphellophoraceae. The record is from RefSeq and is a predicted model, not a curated record. Gene Ontology annotation, cellular component: GPI-anchor transamidase complex. Bases 1 to 1902 code for a protein of 633 amino acids.